Molecule: messenger RNA, 4078 nt
Organism: Bemisia tabaci
Lineage: Eukaryota; Metazoa; Arthropoda; Insecta; Hemiptera; Aleyrodidae
Cellular component (GO): sarcolemma; dystrophin-associated glycoprotein complex
Source: RefSeq, a predicted model, not a curated record
GAAUCUAUUCGUAAAUCGUAGCAACGAUGGAAUAAGUUAUUAUAAACCUAUGUUACAUAUUUCCAAAGUUCUGCAUUCACGCAUUGUUCCGAUUUCAGUCGAUUUGUGAGCGUAAGAUUUUUCAGACUGAAACGGUGACUGUAAAUUGAAAGAAAGAAACCGUGUUGUAAAACGUUGUGAAGAGAUACAUCUUAUCACCCACGGCAUCGCUGUUAUUGGUUUUCAUCACUUGCGACGUGUCUCUACCAUUGGAUGUAUCGGCCCAUUAAAAGGAUUACCUCAGUUCCCGAUUUUUCGCGCCAACAGCGACGGUCGAAGCUCAACUGCAACUGCAAAUUUUAUGGAGUGAUGCCAACAUCUUUGUUUAAUCAGGUGAAGCCAUAAACUGAGGCGGAGGACGCGAGGACCACCCGCGCGUCGCGUCGGGCGAGGCGGUGAUGCAGAUACGGCCGCGGUGAGGCGGACACGGCCACGGCGCUGCGAAUACGGCCACGCUGAGGCAGAUACGGCCACGGCCAAGGGACCAUGAGCUAUCCGAGUUACUGCGGUUUCGCGCGGGGCGGCCUCGAGCCGGAACUCCUGCCACCCCCGCAGACUCACGCAACGAUGCCGCCCUCCCCGCUGACUCCCAGGGCAAACGGUACAGGUCAGAAUCAGCGGCCGCUGAGCCUGUACGACAACCUCCAGUCGAGCCGGACGAAUUCGCUGAUGGGAAGCGGGAGUCUUUGCGGCGGGAUGAGCGGCGGCGGUGGUUGCAGAGGGGGCUCCGGGUCCAUGUCGGUGGGAAACCUGACGGCGAUCGGGACGAAGAUCAACCAGAGUAUCGAUAACAGCAACAGCGGGGAGCGCCUCCCCUCGCAACUCCACAACAUGAGCACGACCGUCCCCCAAAACAUCAGCAACAACACCAUCGGCGGCCGCCACGCACCCACCAGGAGCUCCCUCAGGCACAGCCGCAUGAUCGUUCUCAACAAACACGGAAAAGUUCCUCGUAAAUAUCAAGUGCCAAUCAUCUAUGACUACAAAAUGGCCACCUCUCUAGUCAUUCUGCAAAUUAUUCUCGGCUUCGUCGUCUGUUCUUUGGCGACCUGGCUCAUACUGUGGGCUCCGAGACUGAGUGUUCCCCUAAUACCUUAUUGGAGCGGUAUCCCUCUGGCCCUCUCCGGGGUUUUCGGGGUCAUGUUGAUGUGCUGCUUUAGAAAAGAUCAUCCAGGGUUACCACUCUCUUCGUGUGCUUUAGUAUUUAAGGUUUUAUCCUUGCUUAUCACAGGAGUGGCUUGUGUUGCUUGUUUGACAGCAGGAAUCAGCGCAGUUCUCCAUUUGGUAUUCUUAUACGAUGCUACCUGCCAACCAAUAAACACUGUUAAUACAACCUGCGUUUGUGAUGGAGUAAUCAAUCCAACUUUUGAAUAUUUUGAUGUUGUAACUUAUGUAUUUGGUAGUUCAUAUCACUAUUUUGAUCUCAAUUGUCUUCAAGUUAGACAUAUAUUAACUGUACUAUUGAUUGGUUCUUCCAUUGCCAACUUUCUGGCUAGCCUGAUGUUAAUAUUGUACAUUUACCUGCAUUGCAGCUGUAGAAGCGGUUACAAGUACAGCAAAAUUAGUACAAGGAGUAAAAGUCAAAGUUAUUUGUACAGGUAGGGUCUUGUGGCUAAAAAAGUAUCAUUAUUGUAGCUAUUCAAACAUAUGUUGUCUCUUGAAUGUCAUCCUGAAAAGUUUUCUGAGGUAUAUCUAGAUUGGUAAAUUUGGAAAAUGUCCACCUCCGACUCCGAUUGCAAUAUGGAUGGUGUUAACUCGGGUUUAAUUCUUUUAAAUGAAAACCAAUCAAAACUACUUUUGAAAUUUUCUGUGGAUUUUCUUUACCAAUCUUAAAAUAGUUACAAAUAGAAAAGUUCGAGAAGAUAUUAUGGUUAGUUCUUUCUUUUUAAAAAAAUAUGAAAGACUAAUGAAUUAUUUUUAAAAUUAUCAAUGGAAAUAAGUAUGUAUUUUUUAACUCCAGCCAUCAAUAAGUAGAUUUCUCAUGCACCAGAUCAAAAUUAGCUUUAGUGAAAUAAUCACACACUUGAAUAUGUUUCUUUUCCUCAGACACUCCCCUCUGCCUCUGUGACUUCUGUGAAUUUCAGAGAGAUUCCUAAUUUUUCUUGGGUAUUAACAGUUCAUCAAUUCACGAUGCAAAAUGGAAAUUGAAGGAAUUGAAAUAGCAGUUUCGAGCCUCUUUAGUCGAGACAAAUUACUUUUCCUCUGAAUUUUUCAUGCGACCAAUGAGGUACCUUGUAUUGUAAAAAGAAUUAUAGAAGCUUUUGAAAUCCAUAAAUUAACAUGAUGCCCCAAUUUACAAACCUACAAGUCAACAACUCAAAAUAUUAAAAUUUAACGUCAUACAGUGUCCUAAUCGUGGUAUUGGAACUUUCAGUCUUAACAUCAGUUUAAAUGAAUUUCAGUGGUCAAGAUAAAUUGAUAAAACAUAUUUUGAACUACAUUUUGUAAUUGGAAGCACUAUUUCUGACUUGUCCAUAGAAACUCCUUAUCUAUCCACACAGAGAAACUAAUGAAGAGUACUUGGUUUUAAAGAGUUAAAAAUCAUUGUUCCCGAUUGCAAAAUGAAGUCCAAUUAAUAUAAACACUUGCCGAGGCAGCAAACAGAAAGACAGAUUACACAGUUUUUAUACAUUAAAUCUAUAUUAUCAAAAACAAAGAUGUACAAAAUUCAUAUAGUUAAGUGAAAUAAAUUAAAACAGCCUACAACAAGUAAACAAUGGUAUUUUAAAACUAAAAAUUUUUAGGCAUGAUUAGUUACUGAUGAUUAUACUGAUACAGUAUUCUCAGUUACUUCUGCAAACAGGUAUACUUCUAGGCUAUGGGUUACUUGGAGUCAGUGAAUAUCCCAUUGCCUUUCCAUCAAAUUUACGGAUAAUAGGGAAAGUAUUCAAUAACAUUUAACUCAGCACAAAAGUAAGACUAAAUAAAGGUAAGGCAAAAAUUCCCUACUAUACUUUUAUUUUAAUCUUGAAUCAGUCAAAUUUAAAAAACUACAUAACGUUCUCCAUGCUACUUUAAAAUGAUAUGAGAAUCAUGGAAUUAAGCUACACUAAUAAGCUGUAUAAAUUCAAGGAAAGAAGACAGCACAUUUCCCAUAAUGUUACAAUAUGAUGUUUCAAUGUGCCUUGUAAAUGUUGAUUUCUUUGAUCCAGAUUCACCAGAAUUAUAAGUAUGAGGAAACUAUUUUCAUGCUGAAGCGCAAGACUCCCUUGAAAAUACUUAGCAGUUUUCAUCUGUGUACUACAACGCUUGCAUAGUGGACAUGUGUAAUUUAAAAAGAUGCCAUCUACUUUUUCUAACAUGCUUUUUUUUCCCUAUGAAGCUUGACUUCUCUGAUUUACUCUUUCCAACAGAAUGGUGAUAUGUAUUAGGCUCUACAUGCACUUUUCCAGUAAAAGUCAGAAAGCACAGAUAGGAGGCUUUGGCUUUCAAUAGGAUUAGUAAAAAAGGAGUCUCAGAAAAAAUGGGAUGGCAUGUUUUACAAGGACACAACUCGAUUCAAGAAGGCAAGAAAAGAAACAAUUUUCAAUGCACAGUUCACUCAUGGGUACACUACAAAGUAUCUCAAGUAAAACUGUAGUUUCACGAUUACAAAAAGAGUACAAAAAAGCAACAGUAAACAGUGGCAUUUAAAAUUUCUGGCUUACAGAUAGCUAAUUUGUAAAGCAACCUAAACUUUUCUUCUGAACUACUGUUUUUUUCUACAACAUUAACUUUUUUCUGUGAGAGCAAUCUUUAAGCUUAACUUAAGAGUAACAUAUUCUUUGCGAAACAAAUACUAUAAGCUUGAGUACGGCAAAUGAAGGCAAAAUCGAAGCAUUAAUUUUCCAGUGAAAAAUUGUAAGAUGCACAGCUGAAAUAAAUGGAUAAUAAUCUUUGCCAGAUUGAUUGUUAGAGUGACAUAUUAGUAAUAAGUUUCUGAAGACUGAAAGUAUUUUAGAAGUAAGCUAUCCAUUAGUUCUAGAGCAUAAGAUUUAAACUGUAUAUUUUUAUACAUUUUUUUGUUUGUUUUAAAUGAAUAAAUUGUGAUACAUGAAAA